This is a messenger RNA of Penicillium lagena, 855 nucleotides long. RefSeq lists its product as uncharacterized. The coding region runs from base 1 to 855 and encodes 284 amino acids. The transcript is spliced from 3 exons. NCBI's taxonomy places the organism in Eukaryota, Fungi, Ascomycota, Eurotiomycetes, Eurotiales, Aspergillaceae. The record is from RefSeq and is a predicted model, not a curated record.
AUGUUCAUCAAACACUUCGCUCUCGCGCUGGCCUUCAUGGCCCUCGCCAAAAUUGCCACCGCUGGUCAACCUCCACCCUGUCUCGCCUCAGCGAUAGCAGGCCUUUCCAACAACGCGUCCGACGUUGCAAGUGUUGCAAACAAUUGCGGACCAAACGCAGCAAGUGCAUCCUCCGCCAUCCAAAGACAGUGCGACGGCCAAGCAACAGCGGCACUGAGGUACUUUGCCAACGUCGUCUGCCCUCAGGCUGGUCAUCCAGAGUUCUCGUCUAUUGUUUCCAUCCCUGCUGCCAGCCCUUCUUUCAUUUCUCCUGUUGCUCCGUCGACUCCGAGGUUUAGUGUACCUUCCGGACCCAGCAGUGGGAUCCCUCCCUCUGGUCCUGGGGCCACUGGUGGUGCUCCUGCGGCGGCUCUCCCUGCUGGUGGUGCUCCCGUUGGUGCUGCCCCAGCUGGCGGUGCUUCUGCGGGUGCAGGUCCUACUGGCGGUCCUCCAGCCCCCUUAUCUGGCUGUGCUCCGGCUGGCGCUUCCGCAGCUGGUGGUGCUCCAGUCAGUGGUGGUCCAGUCGGCGGUGCUCCUCCGGCGGCUUCCCCUGCUGGUGGUGCUCCAGUUGGCGCUGCCCCGGCUGGCGCUGUCCCUGUUGGUGGUGCUUCUCCGGCGACUCCAUCUGCUGGAGCUCCUGCUGGCAGUGCUCUGUCUGGACCGGCUCCUUCCUCCGCCACCACAGCCCCAUCCUCUGCAUCCGGUAUUCACAGUGCUGCUCCUUCGCUCUUCACGGCCGGCGCCGUUCCGGAUCGACAGCUCUCAGCGAACAUGGUCGCCGCCGCGGUGUUCCUGGGAGCUGCUGCCGCUCUUUGA